UUGAAGUUUAACCUUUUAGGGAAGAGUACUACUAGAUAUCGGGGCACUGCUCGAGAUCCACCGAUAAUUCAACGAUUUGAACGAUCAAGUCGUCGACAACGUCCUCCAACACUUGAUGAAGCAAUUGCAGCACAGGAUGCAAGGAGAGCUGCUGCCAUAAUGGAGAACUAUCAAAGUGAUAUGGACGACAGCUACAGCAAUUCUGAAAGUUCGUCUGAAGAAGCUAGCUCUGACUCUGACACUAGCGAUUCAGACUUUUCUGGCAUUGAAACUACUAUAACUACGGCAUCUGGUCGGCGUGUACAACGACCCCAGCGCAUAGAUGGGAACAUGCCGGAAGAAGGUCGGAGAAGGGAAGCUCGUCGUCAAAUUAGAAUUGCUGAUAAUGUUGAGUCUUCUGCUGCUGAAUUGAAAUUGCCUGAAGAGGACGACAUGGAAGCACCUGGUCCAUCAACUUCUGAAUCUUUUACGAAAAGGCCACCUCGCCCACGUCAGAAGAAAGAGAGUUUUCUCGAUUCCUUUCCUGAUUGGAUGCGUAUGACAGAACCGCGUCGAUUCCCUUACAUUGCCCAGCUGGGUGAUCAUGUAGUGUACUUUCGCCAAGGGCACGAAUCUUACUUGGAAAGAGUUGAAGCGCUAAAUUUAUACCCUAUCAGUUCUAAAAUGAGGCCAAAGCCAUCACUCGCUGCAGAAGAAUUUGGCAUUGUUGAAGAAGUGCGCUACGUACGAAAACCAUACCGAUUAACGGUAGUGCGACUGGCGCAGACAGACGGCGAAGGACAACGGACUGGUGCUUCUUGGACCACAUCUAAGCAGUUUAGAUUCCACGACCUAGCAAAUGUGCCAGAUUUUAUCAUACUGAAAGAGCACUAUGACGCUUCAGUUGCGCAGAAUGUUCAGGAGGGAGACAGGAUUGAGUCCAUACUUGAUGGGCAGUGGUGGACGGGUACAGUGAACAGGAAGGAGCCCAAAUCUGAGGAAUUUCCAAGGUGUGAUAUAAGCUAA
This is a messenger RNA of Strongylus vulgaris, 1005 nucleotides long. The record is from the annotation of a GenBank genome assembly. Lineage: Eukaryota; Metazoa; Nematoda; Chromadorea; Rhabditida; Strongylidae.